AUGGCGUCUAAGCAAGGCGAAUCGAAGGGCAGCGCCCCAGGCAAGAACAUGCUCUGGGGCGGCAGAUUCACAGGCGGCCUCGAUCCCCUUAUGGUAGCUUACAACGAAUCCAUCUACUACGACCGCGCCUUCUACGCCCAAGACAUCGCCGGCUCCAUCGCCUGGGCGCGCGCCAACAAGAGCCGCGGGAUCCUGACCUCGGACGAGUUCUCCGCGAUAGAGAAGGGCUUUGCGCAAGUCCGCGAAGAAUGGGCAACGAACACCUUUGAGAUCAAACCUGGCGUCGACGAGGAUAUCCAUACAGCCAAUGAACGACGCCUGGGCGAGAUCAUCGGCACGGGCAUUGCGGGCAAACUGCACACGGGCCGCAGCCGGAACGAGCAGAUCGCGACAGACAUGCGGUUAUGGUUACGGGAGGAGCUGCGGAAGAUUGAGGGAUAUCUCAUGAACUUGCUGAAGGUGGUAGCGGCGCGAGCGGAGCAAGAGAUUGAGCAUGUAAUGCCAGGCUACACACAUCUGCAGCGCGCGCAGCCGAUCAGGUGGAGCCAUUGGAUGCUGAGCUACGGCUUGGCGUUUGCGACGGAUCUGCAGAGGCUGAGGGAGGUGGUCAAGCGGGUUAACAGGAGUCCGCUUGGGUGUGGUGCGCUAGCCGGAAAUCCGUUCGACAUUGAUCGCGAUGCUAUGGCUAAGGAGCUUGGGUUCGACGAGCUGAUCUACAACUCUAUGGCGGGAGUGGCAGACAGGGACUUUGUGGUUGAGACGAUGCAGUGGGGAUCAACGCUCAUGCUACACAUGUCGCGGUGGGCAGAGGAUCUCAUCAUCUACAGCAGUGCAGAGUUUGGCUUUGUCAAGCUCGCGGAUGCUUACUCGACCGGGAGCUCCUUGAUGCCCCAAAAGAAGAACCCAGACAGCCUGGAGCUAUUACGAGGGAAGAGUGGCAGGGCCUUCGGGCACAUGGCUGGGCUCAUGAUGACCAUCAAGGGCAUUCCCUCAACAUACAACAAAGACUUGCAAGAGAGUGUAGAGCCACUGCUGGACCAUGUCAAGACAGUGGGCGACAGCAUACAAAUUGCGACAGGAGUACUGUCGACGCUCGCCAUACAGCCCGACAAGAUGCUUGCGGCACUGACUCCGGACAUGCUUGCCACGGAUCUGGCGGAUUACUUGGUCCGAAAGGGUGUGCCGUUCCGAGAAACGCACCACAUCUCGGGACAGGUCGUUGCGCUGGCGGAAAAGGAGAAAACGCCAAUGGACCAAUUGACCUUCGAGCAACUGCAAAGCGUGGAUAAGAGGUUCGAAAAGGACAUCGAAAAGACCUUCGACUAUCAGAAGAGCGUGGAGAUGAGGUCUGCAAAGGGCGGUACGAGUAAGUCCUCAGUGGAGGAGCAGGUGAAAGUGCUCAAGAAGAUGUUGGAGUGA
Molecule: messenger RNA, 1419 nt
Organism: Coniosporium apollinis CBS 100218
Lineage: Eukaryota; Fungi; Ascomycota; Dothideomycetes
Product: argininosuccinate lyase
Exons: 2
Coding region: 1-1419 (472 amino acids)
Cellular component (GO): cytosol
Molecular function (GO): argininosuccinate lyase activity
Source: RefSeq, a predicted model, not a curated record